AUCCAGGCAACCCGCCCCAUCUCCAAGUUUCGCGGAACAACAGAAGGCGGCGAUCGUUUUCUUGCAACUAUUUAUUUCCUUUCCUUCUAACUUCCUUUCCAUUUCAAACUUUCUUCUCUGAUCCUGUUCCUCAGGGGCAAGAAAUGGAUAUUAACGAUGUGUUUGGGAUGACCCAGAAUAGUAGCCUGCCAAGAAAGAGUGCAAUUUAUGUUUGGGGUUAUAAUCAAUCGGGCCAGACGGGUCGAAAGGGGAAGGAUCAUCAAUUAAGGGUUCCUAGGCAGCUCCGUCCUGAUCUUUUUGGAUGCCCAGUGGAAGCUAAUUGUCGAUGGCUGGAUAUUGAUUGUGGUCGUGAACAUACGGCUGCUGUGGCUUCUGAUGGGUCACUUUUUACCUGGGGUGCAAAUGAUUUUGGUCAACUGGGAGAUGGAACUGAGGAAAAGAGCAAAGAGCCAAAGAAAGUGAAGCAAUUGCAGACGGAGUUUGUGAAAUCUGUUUCCUGUGGAGCACAUUGUACUGCUGCUAUUGCAGAACCUCGCGAGAAUGAUGGCACGAUUUCAACUAGUAGACUCUGGAUUUGGGGACAAAAUCAGGGAUCCAAUUUGCCACGCUUAUUUUGGGGAGCCUUCACACCAAACACGAUUAUUCGUCAAGUGUCCUGUGGGGCAGUUCAUGUAGUGGCAUUAUCGGACGAUGGGCAAAUGCAAGCAUGGGGCUACAAUGAGUAUGGUCAGCUAGGCAGGGGUGUUACGUCCGAAGGUCUACAAGGAGCUCGCAUUAUAAGUGCUUAUGCAAAGUUCCUUGAUGAGGCCCCUGAGCUUGUAAAGAUUACUAAAGUGUCGUGUGGGGAGUACCAUUCUGCAGCUAUAUCUGAAAACGGCGAGGUCUAUACAUGGGGACUAGGAAGUAUGGGUCAACUUGGUCACUGUUCCCCUCAGUCUGUGGACAAAGAGUUGAUACCUCGGAGAGUUGUUGCUCUUGAUGGAAUAUGGAUAAAGGAUAUCGCAUGUGGCGGAGUCCACACAUGUGCCAUUACUCAAAAAGGCUCUUUAUAUGCAUGGGGUGGCGGUCAAGUUGGACAAUUAGGUCUCGGGCCCCAGACUGGGUUUUUUUCAUGUGUCGUGGGUGACUCAGAGAAGUUUCUUCGAAAUCUACCUGUAUUAGUUGUCCCAAAUGGUGUUCUACAUGUUGCUUGUGGACAUUCACAUACUCUUGUUUCAAUGAAGGAUGGAAGGAUCCAUGGGUGGGGUUACAAUAGCUAUGGUCAGGCAGCUAAUGAGAAAUCUACAUAUGCUUGGUAUCCAUCUCCUAUUGAUUGGUGUGUGGGAGAAGUGCGAAAACUAGCAGCUGGUGGUGGACAUUCAGCUGUCUUAACAGAUGCUUGUUCCUUGAAGGAGCUGUGUGAGUUCAGGCUUGCUGAUACUGUUAACUUGCAGAAUGCUUCCGAAAUAGAAGAUGUUGCAUCCAGGACGGGAUCGGAUGCUUUAGCACGCCUUUGUGGACGACUUAAGGAGUCUCUACUCGAUGGCCAUUGUGAAUACGAAGAAGGCGAAACCAGCCAUGGAAAGAAAUGAAAUAGAGGAAACACAGAGGACAGAAGAAGAAGAAUUGAAUGCAGUCUGCCAAUAACUUAUCAGUCGGUAUUCUUCUUUCAUUCUUCUCCCAUCAGCAUAGAAAUAUCGAAAUGAUUAAAUCUAGGCGGUAUACUGUGUGUGAUGAUGAAUUGUAUUACUUUUUGGCAUCUGAUAAACAUUGCCAAUCAUGAACUUGAUCUGUAUCAUCAAAUAUACUUAUUUGGUCACAUUGACCAUUUCUCUU
Messenger RNA from Cucurbita pepo subsp. pepo (vegetable marrow), 1815 nucleotides. Its product is annotated as Regulator of chromosome condensation (RCC1) family protein. The record is from RefSeq and is a predicted model, not a curated record. NCBI's taxonomy places the organism in Eukaryota, Viridiplantae, Streptophyta, Magnoliopsida, Cucurbitales, Cucurbitaceae.